Molecule: messenger RNA, 6999 nt
Organism: Poecilia reticulata (guppy)
Lineage: Eukaryota; Metazoa; Chordata; Actinopteri; Cyprinodontiformes; Poeciliidae
Gene: zbtb44
Product: zinc finger and BTB domain containing 44
Biological process (GO): regulation of transcription by RNA polymerase II
Molecular function (GO): protein binding; RNA polymerase II cis-regulatory region sequence-specific DNA binding; DNA-binding transcription factor activity, RNA polymerase II-specific
Source: RefSeq, a predicted model, not a curated record
UCUGAUAAAACAUCGGAGCGUCGCUGAGCUUCGAGGCCUCAAACACAGCUGGCAGCUUUAAUUUCAGUUCUAUCCUACGGAUCUACGAAAAAUAAAAAAUAAACUAAAUGUAACUCUSUUGAAAGGAAAACAGUAUUAAUAGUUCAACCCAUUUUGAACUAUCCGAUCUGAUCUCACGCUGAGACCGUUCAGACUGUAGGAAUGAAGCGGAAGUGUUUCGGUUUCCGAGGUGACGCUUGUGUCGCCAAAUGUGACACUUCCUGUUUCUUCCAGUAUGACACAGUGUGGGUUGCGCGUUGCAUUGUGGGGGUAAAAUAUAGCACAUAGAAGACAACGGGGACCACAAAGGAAUGAAAACAGCACCUCGGUAACUUUUAGGACCUGUUUAUGGGAAUGUGACUCCGUCAGAGCGGYAUUCAAACGGUGAGCCGGGGCGGCAGGCAACUGCCUCAGAGGAGCGGGGAAUGUGAGCGGGUGAAGCGGCGCAGCUGCAGCAGGGCGCACCGCUGUCUCCGACUGCUUUUUGUCAGCUGAGCCAUCAGCAUCCAGAGGCCCCGGCUGUUUUCCCAGGCCUCCCGCCCAAAGGACACAUUUCCUUUAUACAGUAAGGAGGACUCCACCAUGGGGGUGAAAACCUUCACCCACAGCUCAACCUCCCACAGCCAGGAGAUGCUUGACAAGCUGAAUGCCUUGCGCAACGAGGGUCACCUCUGUGAUGUUACCAUCCGGGUCCAGGACAAGCUCUUCCUAGCACACAAGGUGGUCUUGGCAUGCUGCAGUGAAUUCUUCCGCUCCAAACUUGUGGGCCGGCCAGAAGACGAGGAAAAGUUUGUGUUGGACCUCCAUCACGUGACGAUUAGUGGCUUUGCUCCACUUCUGGAAUAUGCCUACACCUCUACUCUUUCCAUCAGCACAGAGAACAUCAUCGACGUCCUGGCAGCAGCCAGCUACAUGCAGAUGUUUGCCGUGGCUAGCACAUGUUCCGAGUUCAUGAAGUCCAGCAUCCUGUGGAGUCCAGCGAACAACAGCAGCAGCGGAAGUAACAUGGCGGUGGAUAAGGCGCACGAAGCGGCACCUGAGAGCGCUUCAUCACACUGUGCCCUGACACCGCUGGAUGGCAGUGUGUCCCCUGUGUCGUCCGACUGCAGCGUGAUGGAGAGGAAUGUUCCCAUCUGCCGGGAAUCCCGACGAAAACGGAAAAGUUUUGUGACAAUGGCGUCGCCAGAGAGCCCGCUCAAAUGCACUACACAGAUGGUCAACACCUCCCCUCAGAUCCCCAACCCGUCACCCUCAUUUUCGGAUGGCCCGGCCCAGCCGAUGGAGUCUUCCCUGGCUUUUCCCUGGACGUUCCCCUUCGGCAUCGACCGGAGGUUUCACUCGGACAAAUCUAAGCURACGGAGAGCCCCCGCUGUUUGGAGGCAGGUGUCCCCGGGACCUCGGAGGGCGUGGUUGCCCGCCGGCUCAGCGACUUCCUGACGUGCGAGAGCUCCAAGGUGGUGUCAUCGCCGGUUGCUACAGAGGAGGAGGACGUGAGGGUGAAGGUAGAGCGACUCAGUGAUGAGGAGGUUCAGGAGGCAUCGUCCCAACCUGUCAGCGCCUCUCAGAGCUCCAUGAGCGACCAGCAGACGGUGCCAGGGAGCGAGCAGGUCCAGGAAGAGCUUCUUAUCAGCCCACAGUCCUCUUCUAUAGGAUCAAUGGAUGAAGGUGUGUCAGAAAGCCUGCCUUCCAUGCAGAGCACCUCUAACGCUGGAGGACACGCAGAGGAUGAUGAGAGGCUGGAAGGUAUUCAGUAUCCAUACCACCUCUAUAUAAGCCCAUCGGCUCGACCUGGCACCAAUGGCCCAGACCGGCCUUUUCAAUGCCCAACCUGUGGAGUCAGAUUCACACGCAUUCAAAACCUGAAACAGCAUAUGCUCAUACACUCCGGCAUUAAACCUUUCCAGUGUGAUCGCUGUGGGAAAAAGUUCACACGGGCCUACUCCCUAAAGAUGCAUCGGCUGAAGCACGAAGGUAAACGCUGUUUCCGGUGCCAGAUUUGUAGCGCCACAUUCACGUCCUUCGGUGAAUAUAAGCACCACAUGAGGGUCUCCCGACACAUAAUCCGCAAGCCGCGGAUUUAUGAGUGCAAAACAUGCGGCGCCAUGUUCACCAACUCUGGCAAUUUAAUUGUACACCUGAGGAGUCUGAACCAUGAGGCAUCCGAGCUAGCAAACUACUUCCAGAGCAGUGAUUUCCUCGUGCCCGACUACCUGAGYCAAGUACAGGAGGAGGAGGAGGCACUGGGGGUUCCGUAUGAGCUGGAGGAGUCCCAACAUCACCCAGUUUACCUGGGCAGCACCUCCAAUGUCGCCGCCACCACCACUGCCUCGUCCUCUUCUUCAGUCCAAAUGCCAGUCAUCUCCCAGGUCUCCUCUUCCACACAGAACUGUGAAGGUUCCUCCGGCUUACUUUCGCCCGAGCCCCUGGGCCCCCUGGAAGCCCCAACCUCCAAUAAGAUGGACACCGAUGAAACGGCAGUCAUGACGGAGAAUAAGAUGAGUGACGGUGUCAGGGGCAGUUCCCCAGAGGAGUUUGGAGAGGAGCAACCUAAGGAGGUGGCUUCCAUUACCAUAGAGUGAUCCAAGUCUUCUUCCUGCCCCUGAUGUUGUAUUUUGCACUCAGGUUAUAUGGGAAUAUAAGUCAAAAUGAUCUGAAGACUGAAAGAACUCGGAGAUCCACACAUGCAGCCCUUAUCACGUGGAACCAUGGAAACGCUACAGAGUUUUUAAAAGAUGCUGUUGAUUUGAUGGCAUCGUUUUACAUGCAGAAACUGCAGCACUUCUUCAGAUUUACACUAGUUCAUUGGCUGAAGAAUCCGGAUSCCCCAGCCUUCUUGCUCCCUGAAAGCCAGCAGUAUUUUAGCAGUUUUAACAAGCCUGUCUUGUCUCCCAUAUGACUUGAAUGCAGCGCUGUCUCAAGUCAGUGAAGUGUCAGCCAAUUGGAGGUCUGUCCGAUCCAAGCCUUGCUCUACUUUUAGAAAGUGCCUGAGAGUUCACACUUUAGCAAAGUCACAUAGGAGAAAUGAAGUGACAAAUCAAGUCUUUGCAAACUGAGCUAAAAUAGUCCUUGUAUUACAUUUGUAAUAGUAAUGCUAGUUUGUAUGGGCAGAAACUGUGUUACUCAUUUGGUGCCGUUGCUAUUGGCAAAUAUUACAUGUUAAUAUUAAUCUAUCCUGCAAUAGCUUGUACUGUACUUCUAUAUGAAUGCUGUGUAUGUUGAGUGUUGUUCUAUGAUGUGUAAGAUGUGUGUGUAUGUGCAUUUCUAUGACCAGUAUGAACACAGUGCAUUUCCUUUUUUAAAAGUUUCAAACUUGAACUGUAUUGACAAAGUAUUCCCUAAAGUUAUCUGUGCAGUGGAAACACUUUUCUGACUGGUUCCACAGUUUGAUUUGUCAGUGAACACUAUUGUGAAAUCCAACUCUGGUUCUACUCAAAAGCAAAAUUCUCUGUUUCUACAUCAGUUUGCAAAAGUGUUUUUGCCCCUUAAGUCCAGGGUCAAACAAAAGAUGGACAGUUUAAGGUUACUUCAUGGUGUUGUGUGGGAUUUUCAUCCUGAUAUUCACAUGGAUAAUUAGAACCUAAUGUCUGUGAUCUGAUCAAAUUGGUUUUAUUGUGAAGGAACAGCAACAACUCCUAUGACUUUUAGAAUAACAGAAUAUGGACAUUUUAUCUGUAACAUUCAUUCAGUGUCAGUUUCAUUUUGAUCCGUUGAAAGCAGCAUGAUGAACAUGUUAGCUAGCUUUUGCUAGCCUUUGUGCACUUAUUGAUCCCAGUAACGAGCUCAUACCUAUUUCCAGCUGCAGGUAUUUAUCACAAAGUUCAUCCUAAAUAUGUAAUCACUUACUAUUUUACCCCAACUGAAGCUCAGACACUUUUUUGUCAUUGUUGUUUGCAGUUGCUUGAUUAUCAGUUUUGUUUAUUUUACUUUAAGCAGAGACAAAAAAACGUUUCCAGUAGCUCAAUUUCACAGUUGCACGUCUCUGUGCUCUUUGACAUUUUAAAUUUCUGCAUUUAUGGAUUUUUUUCUCUCAAAAAUGAUCCACUUUCUGUGUGAUGAGCUGAUGACUCACCAUGCAGCAGUUAACAAGUUAUCUAUUAAUAGUCCAACUAUAAGUACAUGUGGUUUUGAGGCUGUUUUUGGUUUGGRUGAGGGCUGAAAAAUGAAUUUUUCAUAAGCUUAAACUGGUCCAAUGUGAAAUCUUCAGAAAUUACUGUUAUAUGUAAAUUCAUAAGUUAGAUUUGAAGAUUUCUAUGAUCAGAAAUUUCUUCAAAUCACUGAAGACAGGUAACUAGCAAGAUGCAAAGAUAAACUAAUACACAAUGAUUACAUUUGUAAGAAAAUGUUGAUUCAUGGGAAAGAAAUGAAUGUUGGGAAGGAUAAAGUGGCACUGGUCAAGAAUCUCAUUUUAGACACAUUAUUAGGAACACCUUUGUGGUUGUGCAAUCAAAUAUUGCCUCCAAGUUCAAGUAGACUAUUUCAACAUCAGUCAUCUAUUUACAAUAUGGAAAAAGAGAAGAUGUCUUCAUUUCCUUCUUGUAGUUUGAGGCUUUUGUGGGAAAUUAACUGGAAUAUGUAGGAUUCAUUUUUGUCAUUGUAGCUGUUAGGAUUUACUGUAAGCAAGAAGUGAUCAGAGCUUAACUCACCAAGACUGAGAAAUAUUGUGGUGACGUUGCUUUAGGAAUAGAGAAGCACUGAGCGGAUGAAUGUCUCUUAUUUGAUGUGCAGUUUGACUAAAAAGUCAGAUUUCAACUCUGUGAAACAAAUUGUUCCUAUUUGUCUUUUUUCUGUAAGAACAGCAUUUAGAAUCUUGUUUUACUCCAAGUCCUGCUGUAAACGGCCAUGGUUUUUUCUUUAUUUUACCUAGAAGAGCUGAUGUCUCUGUGAGGGAGAGCUGUCACUGUUUAGCUAUUUAAUUUGACAACAGRGUGAUUAUUSAUUUUUAAAUGACUUUAGGAUYUUAAAUUAGCAAUUAGACUGGCUUGAGCACUUGGCAUCGUUAAAAUAGAACAGACCCAACACUGACUGAAAUUAUAAAAAGGGUUCAAAUAUUUCAAUUGAGUAUGUUCCAUAUAAUAUAGUUAAGAGUGUCAAAUUACAGUAUAUACAUAACUUAUGAAAUAAUUUAAAUCUGUCAUUAAUUUAAUAAAACUGGAAAUACAUGCCUAUAUAAUUAAAUAUGAAUGAAUUCAAUGGGCUUAAAUUUAAUUUGGUUGAAGAUAUUUCAGCACUUUCCAGCAGAGAUAUUGACCUCACAGUCCUACAGUCCUGAUCAAAAUCUUAAGACCAGUUAAAAAACUGCAAGAAUUUGCAUUUUGCACUAUUGGAUCUGAAGAAGGUUCUAAGUACAAUGUUAAAAGAAGAAAUCAGCGCAAGAGACAAAAACGUUUGAGCAGGGAAUUAAUUAAAAACUGCAUUUACACACAAACAUGAUUUUUUUCAGCUGAUCAAAAGUUUUAGACCAUAGUCUAUAAAAGCCAAAAKCUGUGCAAAAAUCUGGAUUCCAUGUCAUUUUCUGUCAAGUCUUUAACAUGUCAGGACCUGAUGGCAAAAGCAAAAAAGCUCCCUGACUUUGAACCUGGUAGGAUUGUUGAACUGCAUAAGCAAAGCCUCUCACAACGUGCCAUCGCUGCUGAGGUUGGAGGCAGAAAGAGUCAUUUUGCAUUUUUUAAAUGAUCCUGAGGGUUAUGGAACAAAAAGGUCAAGUGGUAGACCCAAAAAAAUGUCACCAGCUCUGAGCCGCAGGAUCUGAUUGGCUGUCCGUCAAGAAACAGGACGAUCCUCUACCCAAAUGAAGGCCAUUACUGCUGACUGCAGCCCAAUAACCAUCAGACGGCAUCUGGAGAGAGAGAGAGAGAGAGAGAGAGAAGGGCUUCAGAAACAAAAAACGUCUUCAAAGGCCAUGUCGUCUUCAACGCCAUAAAAUUUCCCGUUUGCACUUUGCAAGAGUUCACCAAACAUGGGACAUUGAAAGGUGGAAGAAAGUUGUCUUCUCUGAUGAGAACAAAUGUGACCUUGAUGGUCCUGAUGGCUUCCAACGUUACUGGCAUGACAAGGAGAUCCCACCUGAGAUGAUUUCUACACGGCACAGUGGGGGGGGCAUCAUGAUCUGGGGUCCGUUUUCCUUCAAUGGAACAAUGGAGCGUCAAACAGCAGCUGGCUAUGUGGAGAUGUUGCAGCGGGAAUCCUUCAUGACUGAGGGCCUGUGAGGUAAUGACUGGGUUUUUCAACAGGACAAUGCUGCAGUUCACAGUGCUGCAGUUCACAGUGCUGCAGUUCACAGUGCUGCAGUUCACAGUGCCCGCCUGUCAAAGGAGUUCUUCAUCACUCUUUUGGACCAUCCAUGUUCCCCAGAUCUAAACCCAACUGAGAACAUUUGGGGACGGAUGGAAAGGGAAGUUUAAACAUCAGUUCCAGACAGUGAAGCUGUUCGUGAAGCAUCUUCAGCACUUGGAGCAACGUUCCCUCUGGCCUCCUGGACACACUGGCAUCAAGCCUUGACCAUUGUUGGACGUCAUCAAGAUGGUGGAGCUGCUCAUUACUGAGUCCUUUUUUUUUUGACACUUUGAUUUCUGUUUUGCGGGGUUUUGGGUUUUUGAGCUAUGGUCUUAAACUUUGGAUCAGCUGAAAAAAUCAUGUUUGUGUGUAAAUGCAGUUUUUAAUUAAUUCCCUGCUCAAACGUUUUUGUCUCUUGCGCUGAUUUCUUCUUUUAACAUUGUACUUAGAACCUUCUUCAGAUCCAAUAGUGCAAAAUGCAAAUUMUUGCAGUUUUUUAACUGGUCUUAAGAUUUUGAUCAGGACUGUUUCGGUAAAAUAGAAGAAGGUCUUAAUUUGUUGCUUGAAGCAGCCAAUCAGACGUCAGGAUCUCCAAUGAAUUCAAAUGAAGUUUGUUUCUUUAGGGUCCUCAUUAUCCUUUGCUGUAACGAUGGCUGGCCUUCCUGGGGUCCACAUGAUUAAAAAAA